AACACGUACUGCUCCUCUUCCUGUUUUGUUUUUCUGUCUCGUCUCUAGUCGGGUAGAUAUGGAAGAAUUUGCGGAGCGAGGAGACAACCACAACCUCCCCGUGAAGAAACGCGCGCUCUUCAGACACCGGAGGACCUUAUAGACCCGCCAGAACCAGCCGGGCAGCAGUAACAACCUGCCGCGGAGCUCCAGACACCCUCACUCCGCCUCCUCUCUCUGGUUCCCCCCGCCGACAUGGCUCUCAGCUCCGGCGGCUGGGCUUCUUCUCCAGCCCCGGUGCCCGCCUCGUCCCAGCAGGCUGCAGCAGCAUGCGGCGGUGGUGGGCCUGCGCUGACGCCUUGCUGCAGCACUGUUCUCAUGUCAGUCCGGGUUUCGGUGUGCCACUCCGGGAUCCGGCCGCUGUGCCUCCCCGGAGCCGGCAGCGAGGCUCUGCGGCUCCAGCUCAGCAUGGACCCGAGCCGGGCCGGAGAGUUCCGACUGGCGCUGAGAGACACGAGUGGAAACCGCAGUGUGUUUAUCGCAGAGUUUGAUCUGCGCUCGGUGCAGUACGAGGUCAAAUCCCCUCGCUGCCAUGAGAUGCGUCUCGCCGCUCCGCCCCACGACUGCAUCCGCUUCAACUUCCGCUGCGACCGCGAAGCCGAGGAGUGGGCCACAGUGGUGAUGUCAUCACUAAGAGAGGCGCAUAGAGUUGCAAAUAUUAACACAUGUGAAUCAGAUGGCAGACACAACGACACAGCAGCAGCAAUGGAGCAGUGGAGCUCAGCCUCGCUGCCGCUCACUGAGGAGCUCUGCUUGGAGCUCGCCAGGGCGAUUGAAGCAGGUGACACUCAAGCCGCUUCACAGCACGCGUCCGCUCUGGCUCGGCAAAAAGCAGCGCUGACGAUUCAGCUGUCUGAAAAGAACUACGCAGAAGGAGAGAUCAGUUUAUCCGUGGUAGUGGAGGAUGUUUCGUCGUCCUGUUGUGUCAAAGUAAAAGUCUUUCCUUACAUGACCGUGGCUGCACUCAAGCAACAGGUGUUUCUCGAGUACGGUUUCCAUCCUCGCGUGCAGCGCUGGGUGAUUGGUCAGUGCUUGUGCACUGAGCCGAGGUCGCUGGCCUCCUACGGGGUGCAGAAGGACGGUGAUACGGCGUACCUAUACCUGAUCUCCGCCCGACAAGCCCGCAUCACCCGCCAGCUGUUCCAGCAGGACCUGGAGAGCUCCCUCCUCGCCCCACCUCUCCCGCCAGGCAACGGCCCCACCUCCCAAGACUGGAGGGGUUACAGCACCCUGCCCUCGAGGCUACCCCACAACAACCAGGGGAGCACAGGUGGAGGAAGUGACAGACCAGGUGAUAUUAAAGAUGUCCUCGACAUUGAGAACCUGCAGCUGAAUGAUCAUACCAACAAAGCCAGUAAAACACAGCAGACAGAGUGGGCUUGUCCCUCUUGCACUUUCAUCAACAAGCCGUCCCGUCCAGGCUGCGAAAUCUGUGCUACAGCCAGACCUGAUGCACACAUCCAGCAGGAGAAAGGAAGGAGAGAGGAUCGAGGGGAGUCUGGUUUAAGCAGCAGCAGCUGACUGCCCAUCGUCGCUGUCAGGUUGCCAUGUCUCACUCACUUACACACACAUACACACACAAACAGAGUGAGGAUGCUAAACAACAAAAUACUCACAUGAAGACUGUCAAGUGCACUGAGAGUCCUCUGACGGCCGGAGCGAUUGAAGCACUGUAGCAUGACACAGAGCUGCACUGGUCGAGGCUCAGACGAUGAACUGCAGACAGAGAGCGUCAGCUCAACAUGACCACGACAUACAUCUGAAUUUGGCCAGACCUCUUUGUUAUUUAUUUUACAGGGUGUGUGUGUGUGUGAUGCAAAAACAACACAAACGGCCUAAUAUUUAUUUUAGGUGAGAGCGAUGUGAUGGAAGUUCUUAACCUUUUGCUCGCAGCUGAAGUCGAGGGGAAUGUCAUACUUUCAGUUUCUGCCAACUGUGAAGUGAGAGGAAAGGUGAAGCCUUGUGCAAUACCCUGUUCUGUUUGUUAGAGUGUCACCUGCCAAAAUAAUGUUGGCGGUUUUAAAAGCAAGAAAAAAAAAAGCCAUGGCUGAGAAGAGUAGGUGUGUCGCGUUUACAGGGUUGUCAAGUGCUUUUAUUUUUUUAUAACAUUGUAUGAAGUGUAUUAUUUUUAACAAGAUGCAUUGAGUAAUUGAUGUACAUUUUACCAAUUGCUCUAAUUUUACUCAAUUCCCUGUGAGCUGUGACAGCAAUGGAAUGAUCUGUUUUCAGUACAUAAUACUGUAAAAACUUGCAUUAGCUGAAUAAACAUAACGGAAAUUAAACAAAU
Messenger RNA from Sebastes umbrosus (honeycomb rockfish), 2326 nucleotides. Its product is annotated as ranBP-type and C3HC4-type zinc finger-containing protein 1-like. The record is from RefSeq and is a predicted model, not a curated record. Lineage: Eukaryota; Metazoa; Chordata; Actinopteri; Perciformes; Sebastidae. Bases 235 to 1560 code for a protein of 441 amino acids. The transcript is spliced from 9 exons.